Messenger RNA from Toxotes jaculatrix (banded archerfish), 2920 nucleotides. It is a transcript of the gene capns1a, whose product is annotated as calpain, small subunit 1 a. Gene Ontology annotation, molecular function: calcium ion binding. NCBI's taxonomy places the organism in Eukaryota, Metazoa, Chordata, Actinopteri, Toxotidae. The transcript is spliced from 11 exons. Bases 135 to 785 code for a protein of 216 amino acids. The record is from RefSeq and is a predicted model, not a curated record.
GUUCAGCGUCAGUUGGGGCGUGGUGAGUGACGGAGCUGGGUUCCAGCCAGCUGAGUUCAGUGGAUGUCACGGAAGCCCAGCGACACAUCCUGCCGUCAACUUUACUGAGUGCUCCUGCCUUACGUUGACAGAAGAUGUUUUUUGCCCGAAAAUUUAUUGGCGGCAUCAUUGAUGUUGUAAGCAACAUCGACCCAGCCCAGUUUGUGCCUUCUGAACCACCUCCACCACGUCGGCCAGUUGCAUAUGCAGAGCAGCAUGAGAGCGAUGAGGAGAAACAGUUCCGCAGAGUCUUCCAGCAGCUUGCUGGAGAUGACAUGGAAGUGAGCCCAACUGAGCUGAUGAACAUCCUAAAUAAAAUCAUUGCAAAGCAUGGAGAUCUGAAGACAGACGGUUUCAGCAUUGAGUCCUGCAGGAGCAUGGUGGCAGUCAUGGAUAGUGACAGCACUGGAAAACUCGGUUUUCAUGAAUUCAAGCACCUCUGGAACAAUAUAAAGAAAUGGCAGGGGGUGUACAAGAGUUACGACACAGAUGGUUCUGGUGUCAUUGGUGCAGAUGAGCUGCCCAACGCCUUCAGAGCUGCAGGCUUCCCCCUCAACGACCAUCUGUUCCAGAUGAUAAUUCGCAGAUACAGCGAUGAAAAUGGGAACAUGGAUUUUGAUAACUACAUCGGGUGCCUUGUGAGGCUAGAUGCCAUGUGCCGUGCCUUCAAGACCCUGGAUAAAGAUGACAAUGGGACCAUCAAAGUCAAUAUUCAGGAGUGGCUUCAGUUGACCAUGUACUCUUGAGUCCCGAUGGUGUCUCUCCUGCUUGUUAUACGGAACCACUUUGUUUGUCUACACAUCACAAAAUAAUUUUAGCGACCAUCCCAACAACUCCCUCUGUUCUCCAGCAAAUCCCUUGCGUGUGCAGGUUUAUUUGGAAUGUUAAUGCAAGGCAAGUGCUGUGGGACUCUUCACUGUCCCCCAUAAUGCUCACAAGACAGAAUUGAAACUAGGUUAGAAAACCAAGAAAAGCACAAACCUGUACUCACAAUGGUACCUAUAGCUGAGGAACACCGAUAAAUGCCACUCAGUACUCUGAAAAAGUAUGUAGCCAACAUGAUUCAUAGGCAUAAAGAUAUUAGUAUGCUGAACUGGUUUCUUUUGGUCUGUUUGGCACAUGUUUUUGAUCUGCCUGUUAUCUCAAGUGAUAUGAGAAGAGGCAGACCAACAUCAAGAUGCUUAACAGCAGAUAUGUGAAAACCUAAUGUGAAAACAGGAACCUCCCUUUCUUAUGUAGCUGAGGCUGGUUUCACAAAGAUGUGUCAGAGGGGUCUAUGGGGGGCCAGUCUUCUUUUUUUCUCUUCAGCCGGUUAAAUGCUUACAUGCUGACACUGGAUAACUCUACAAAAAUAAAUGCUGACAGUGUUUGUCACCUUAGCCCCAGGUUUAGUUAGGAACAUUCACACUUUCUCUCAACUGUCACCUGCUGGCAGAAACAGGAAAACCUUCUUUGCUCAUCACUGUAAAAAAAACCAAAAAUCUUCCACAGGGCACACAUUUUCUGUUGAAGUCAACAGAAGUCAAAGGUGUAACGCUGUAGCUCGGUUGGCCGUGUUUUAAUAGUUCAAAUGGUUACCACCCGUUUUUCCUAAUUCAGUCCUUCUCAGAACUGUGUGGGUGUGUGCAGACUGCAACACCACCAUCUUUGUGCCCUUGUUUACACUUGUUGGGACGGGACAGUGUAUACCCUCAGCGUUCAUAUUAUAGUACGUAGAAUUUAUUGACUUACAACAUUCUCAGAAAAGCUCCACCCAACUUCAACCGUAGGACUAACCAGCUUUCACACUAAAUGAAAUGACGAGGAUGUGCAGGGGUUUUCAGACUGUGAUAAUUUACCAAUAUGGCAAACAGCAGAUCAGUCCUCAAAGCUUUUAAAGCUCUGCACACCCACAGGUGUUUUCAGGUAUUAUGGCUGAGUAGAGCUCUGCACAGGCUGAAGCUGAGUGAAGCUAUUCUGAGAAUUGUGUCAGGUCCAAAUCCCAAGUACCCAUAAGAGUCAUGAGGGUGUAAGUUGUCCCAUACUAAGAACAGCUGCGACAAAGCUAACAGGAAUGUUGGGGAUGGUGGCUGUCAGCCAGUCAGUGCAGACCCACGCAGCCCUUAGCAGAGGUCUAAUUGGGUGAGAUGGGUUAGCAAAUGAGUGGGUGGAUCAUUUUUUCAUUAUUUGUUACACCACAGUUAAAUUCAGAGUCUUUGUGAAACUGGGCCCAAUACCACUGAUUAGAGAUUAUUGUUGACUAAAACAUGUGAGACAGGAAAGUUAGGAAGACGUAUGAAUUAUGGUUUACUUGCACCACAGCCUACCACAAGCAUGGUGGUUAUUUGUACACUCUAUUAUCCUGCAUCAGAAUUACGCUGUUACUGUAUGUGCAUAGUAGUCAGGAAGCCCCAUGCUUUCUACAUCUACCAGAAGAUAUAAAUAAGGAAUACAUCUCUAAAAUCCCAAACUUUCUUUGAAGUGACCUAAUAGGUAGUUUGUUAAUAUAUAUAUUCAAUAUAUCCAGCUUUACAUCUUCUGUGUAAUCCUAGUGCUCAUUAACAUCCCAAGAGACAAUGUUGUAUUUGCAAUUGAAUGUUGAUGCUGGCAGUGCAACUUAGCCAUAGCCCUCUCUAUCAGCCUCUCAGCUUACUGUUCACUUUGUCACUUAUCACUGUGUACUUAACUCAAACAAAACCUGCACCAGAUAAGGCCAGCACAAUGUGUGGAUUGAUCAUAUGUAACAGAAAUGUAUGCCACUAAUGCAUGCUGCCAAUAGAAGAGAUGCAUUAUUAAUGGUUUUUAACCAUGCUGUUUUAGCCACAGUCUUUAAACUGUUACUGAAAAUGUUUGGUAAAUGAAAUACCUGUGCCAUAUUUGGAAUAAAAGGGUAUCUUAAAUG